Messenger RNA from Adelges cooleyi (spruce gall adelgid), 1657 nucleotides. RefSeq lists its product as uncharacterized. Lineage: Eukaryota; Metazoa; Arthropoda; Insecta; Hemiptera; Adelgidae. Bases 3 to 1619 code for a protein of 538 amino acids. The transcript has 2 exons. The record is from RefSeq and is a predicted model, not a curated record.
ACAUGAUUUUUAAAAGCAUUGUUCUAUUACUAUUUAUUAAUUCAUUUGUAUUGUCAGACAAGUAUUAUUUGUUAGAGUGUUUUUAUAAUAGGUAUAUGAUGUACUAUUUUACCAUGCAUAAUCUUAAUUUUCAAAACAUUUUUAAAGAAUCCAAUAAUAUUACUUUUGAUAAACUAAAAGAGUAUAGCGAUGAAUUAAAAACUCAAGGAAACAUCGUUAUAGCUAUGCUCGAGGAACUGAAACGCAAAAACCGAGUUAUUAUCUAUCCUUCAACAUUGAUGUCGAUGAAUUUAUACUUGAACAAUGUAUUUGAAACAUUAAUGGUAAGAACAUUUCUUAAGCCACAUGAAAAUUAUAAACAACCAAUGUCACACGAAUAUAACAACAAAAACAAUAUUUUUAAAAUUCAAUUUGAGAAAUUUAACACUGAAAUCAAUGAAGAUAUUUUGAAUAAAUGCUAUCGAAAUGAUAUGUGCAAGCAAAUACACAAAAUUGUAUCUCACAUUAGUUAUAACAGAAAUCAAGGUCUUGAUAAAAAAUUAAUGACUCGCGAUGAUUUUGAAACUUAUACCAAAGAACUUGAAGACUACAAUGAUUUGCUACCUGAGAAGUCGGAUUUCAUUUAUAAUGGUAAGUACGACACAUUAGAGUUCCUCGAAGACGUGCAACAAUUAGAAGACAGUAACGUUACCAUAAAACAUUUAUUGGGCGCAGGCCGCGCAGCAAAUACAAAUUUUAAAACUUCUGUUUUCCAUCCUAAUAAAAUGUUAUUCAACGAUCUUCUAUCCCGUGAGAAAUACACGGAUGGGGUAUUGGAGUUGACAUUUGAAUACGAUACCGAUAUCAAUUUAUUACGUGACGUCACUAUUAAUGAACAACUGGCGGACGGACAGUAUGCAAAUAUUAUGGUAUUAUUUGAGAUGAUUAAACGUACCUUAAACGUGGAUUAUAUCGAAUCGUUUCAGCGGCAAGUAUUGGCGGCAUCGGUCUACCCCGUUCUCGCUUGUGUCGGUUCGUACCUGUCGUUGGUUACACAAAUAUUUUAUUCAGGGCAAAAUAAAUACGGUGACGUGGUUACCAGAGCUGUAGCACACGGGGAAGAAAUUGAUAAAAGUGGCAAAAUAAUUCUGGAAUUACUAAGAUCGUUCAUUAAGUUAAACUUGCUACCAGAGAAAGUGCUAACACAUUUAACAUUUACUGCAGAAGAGCUAGAAGAUUUAAUCGAUUUUAAAGAUAAAAAGCUUCUACAAACUAGGCACCCCAAGUGGAUCGUCACAAUAUACAGACGCUGCUCACGCCCUAUGACGUUAAAUUAUUUGUUAUUUCCACAAAUUGAUGCGCCAUCCAUGAAUAUGAACAGCGCAGAAAAUGUUAACGAUAUGAUAACUACGUUAAACACUAACAUAGAAAAAGUCAACAAAUAUAGAGAAGCUUUAGAAAAAAAAUACAUAAAAGAUUUUCAAAAUGUAGUUAACGGAAAUCCAUUAUUUUCUUACAAUCGUAUGUUUGUGGAUAAAAUGAACUUCAACAUUGUAAAAAUUUACAAAGAUGAUUACAACAAAAUCAUGAAUGAAACCAAGAUUAAGAGUCAAAACACACCGAAUUUUAUGAACGAUUAAAUUGUAUUUAAAAAUAUUUUUACUAAAAUAAAGUAUCU